Molecule: messenger RNA, 1065 nt
Organism: Lates calcarifer (barramundi perch)
Lineage: Eukaryota; Metazoa; Chordata; Actinopteri; Centropomidae
Product: synuclein
Exons: 6
Coding region: 165-539 (124 amino acids)
Biological process (GO): synaptic vesicle endocytosis; chemical synaptic transmission; synapse organization
Cellular component (GO): axon terminus; neuronal cell body; cytoplasm
Molecular function (GO): cuprous ion binding
Source: RefSeq, a predicted model, not a curated record
UUAGCAGAAAGAACAGAUCACCGACAGACGAGAAGAGACGAGACGACCGAGGCAGACGGAGCAGCAGCAGUAGAGGAAGGAGAAGAAGAGGAAGAAGAAGGAGGGACAGAAGAGCAGAGAGAAAACGAGAGGAAGAUAGAAGAAGAGAGGAAACGCAGAGCAUCAUGGACGUUCUGAAGAAGGGAUUCUCCAUGGCGAAGGAUGGAGUGGUGGCCGCCGCCGAGAAGACGAAGGCCGGAGUGGAGGAGGCCGCCGCCAAGACCAAGGAGGGGGUCAUCUAUGUCGGAAACAAGACAAUGGAGGGAGUGGUGACGAGUGUUAACACAGUUGCCCAGAAGUCGACCGAACAGGCCAACAUCGUCGCUGACACUGCAGUUUCUGGAGCCAACGAGGUCGCCCAGGCAGCGGUGGAGGGGGUGGAGAACGCAGCUGUGGCGAGCGGAUUCGUCAGCACGGAGGAGGCGGGACCAGUGGCUGAGGAGGCUGACCUCCCAAAAACAGAAGCAGGAGGUGAACAGACUGAACAGGCUGCACAGUAGACUCUGCCGUCACAGAAGACGAACAACUGAGGAGAAACUUAACAUUUUAGCCGUCGCUCGACGCUUUGACCUCUGACCCUCCCGAACCCUCAGAGAUGCUUUAUCUACCGCGUGUAACUUAGCCACAUUAACCAAUAGAAAUCCCCAUCCUCCCUCCUGUUGCCAUGGUUACACAGCCUCUGCAUCAUACUCGUCACUCAUCACACACACACAGACACACACACACACACAGAUUUGUUUAAUCAGGUCAGAUUUGUUUGCUCUCAGCUGAUUGGUCGGUGUGAGAUGAGUCAAGUGUCCUAGAAACCCCACCCACUUUGUGUCAAUCAAGCUGACCCCGCCCCCUGACAGACAGGUAUCUGAAGCCUUUUAAAUGCAUGUCGCUUUACUGACACACACUUAAUACACUAGAAAACACACAAACUAAUGAUGAAUCCUGUAGUUUACACACACACACAGUCUGUUGUUGCAGAGGUGAUUUCUUCUUUUAUAAAAACAACAGAAGUGAAAUAAAGUUUGAAAUCCA